AGAACCACUGACUGCUCUUGACAAUUGUUAACCCACUAGGCUCCUUUGGUUAGAGAAGCCACAGUCCUUCAGCCUCCACUUGAUACCAAUACUUAGGAAGACCAAAGCCAGAUGGACAAACAGCAUUGAGAGGCUUUAGCCCUACUCCUCUCAGCUUCCAUCCUGUAGAGAACAGGAGUCAGGAGCUGCUGGCAGGAGACAGCAUGUCACAUGGGACUCUGCCAGUGCAGAAUAUGAACAAUGCCAUGUUCUUGCUAAAAAUGCUUAGCUUGAGUUUCAUAGGAGGUAAUCACCAGAUAGACAACUGCAGAAUGUAGAAUACUGAGCAGGACAAUAACCUGUCUCCUUCAGACAGUCCAUGUCACCAUGAAUCACACAAUAAAAAGGAGAAAAGACAUUUUGGGUUCAAAGAAACUAAAAAGAUAAUGUAGCUAUAUUUCUUUAGUUAUUUUGAACCCAAAGUAUCUCCUCAUCUUUUUGUUGUUGUCAUUGAUGGUAGGGACAUGGACUUGUUUGUAGAGGACAGGUCAGCUGUCUGGCUCAAUGUCCUACAAGAGACAGGGGGGACAUGGAAGCAUACAGCUAUAUUUGUGGAUUAGUCUAGCUAUCUGUUCAGUAUUUAAGGUUGUUGUUGCAUAGAUAUUUAUGACUUUUGUCAGGGGAUGGGUUGGUGGAUUGGUCCUUUCAUCAUUUUAUAACGUCCCUUUCUCUCUCUGAUUAGUUUCUUUGUUCUGAAAUAUACUAUAUCUGGCAUUAAUAUAGCCAGUCUUCCUUUCCUUUAGCUAAUGUUUGCAUGAUAUAUCUUUUUCUCAUCCUUUUGAUUUCAACUUGCCUGUAUCAUCAUAUUUGAAGGUAGUCUCUUUGUAGCCAGGAUGUAGUUGGGUCAUGUCCAUUAACCUACUCUGCCAAUCUCUGUCUUGUAAUUGGUGUACUUAGCCCAUUGAUAUUUAAUGUGAUGAUUGAUAUGGUAGGGCUUAAGUCUGCCAUUUUAUUUUUCCUUUUCUGUUCUCUCUGGUUUCAUUUUCUGGAUAUGCUUUAUUUUUCUUACCUGCUGUGGUGACUUGAACAUCUUUGAGAAUGGUGUUUUGCCUUAUCCAUAGUAUUUUUUAGUAUAUGUGUUUGUAUAGCCCUCUUGGUUUUUCCAGGUAUAUAUAUAUAUAUAUUUAUAUGUCUGUGCAUCUAUAUCUGACCACACGGUAUACUGGUGUCAUUUUUUCACCAGUUGAGUGAACGAUAGACGAGCAACCUUCUAUAUAGGUCUCUUUACCCUUCCAGUUUAUAAUUGUUUCCAACAUUUUCUGUAUGUAGAGUUAGAACCACAUCAAAUGGUUCUAUGAUUUUUUUCUGAAACCGUCAAGCAUAGUUUAGAAAACACAAGAGGAGAAAGAAGGCCUAUUUUGCUCACUGUUUUUUAAAAUUUUCUUUCUGACAUCCGAAGUUUCCUUCUUUAAUCAUUUCCUUUCUGUCUAGAGAACUCCCUUUAGCCUUUCUUUUAAGGCAGAACUGCUGGUCAGAGAUUCCCUUAGCUUUUCUUAAUCUGAAACUGUUUUGAUCUUCCCCUUAAUUCCUGAAAGAUGUUUCUGUUGGACAGAGGAGUCUGGGCUGACAAUUAUUUUCUUUCAUGGCUUGAAAAGCACUGCACAACUUCUUUCUGCCUCCAUGGUUUCUGAUGAGAAAUCCAUCAUCACCGGAAUUGUUUUUCCUUUCUAGGUAAGGUGUCACCUUUCUCUGUUGUUUUCCGGAUAUUUUCCUUGUCUUUCUUUUCCAACAUUUUAUUUUUUCACGUGUCUUGCCAUAGACCUCUUUGGGUUUUAUCCUAUUUAGGGUUCUCACAGCUUAUUGAGCCUGUAGGUUUAUGUCUUUUGCCAAAUCUGGGAAGCUUUCGGCCAUUUACUUCUUUGAGUAUGUUUUCAGCCUUGUCUUCUUCCUCUUCCCCUUCCAGACACUGAUAACAACAUGAAAGUGAGAACUUUGGAGGUAGUUUCACAGGUCUCUGAGGUUCUGUUCACUUUCCCCCCCAGUCUAUUUUUACCCUGUUAGGAUUCUGUAAUUUCUGUUUUUCUCAUCUGCAGUAUAUGGAUUUGUUUGCUCCACACCAUCCAUUCUGCUGCUGAGCCUAUCUGCUGGACUUUUUAUUUUAGUUGCAUUUUUCACUUCUAAUACUUCCAUUUGGUUCUUAUUUAUGUCUUGUAUUUAUUUGCUGAGUCUUUCUACUUGUCCAUUUGUUUCAAGUGUUCUUAUAAGUACUCAUUAAAUCAUUUUCAUCAGGCUUGCCUGCUUUAAACUCUUUGUCAGACGAUCCCAACACUUCUCUCAUCUCAUUGCCAGCGUGUAUUUGCUGUCUAUUUUCAUUCAGUAUGAGAUUUUCCUAGUUCUUGGCAUGAUGAAUGAUUUUCAAUUGAAACUUGGACUUUUGGGUGUUAUGUUAUCAGAGUUUCGAUUUUGUUGAAACCUUCUGUUUUAACUACCUUUUUUUGAGUCUGUUUCUGCAGGGGAAGAAGAGUGGUGCCAUCUCAUUGUAGCCAGGUGUGUGUAAAAAUCCAGGUUUCUCAUCUGACUGACCUCUGUUGACACCCUGAGUGGAGGAGCUGCUAAGGUAGGAGAGGGAGUUCCAGCAGCCCACUCCUCCUCCACUGCUACCUCCCUGGCUGGGUGGGUAGGAGUGCUUCAUUACUGCUUUCCACGUGGCCUCCAGUGACACCACAGGACAAGGGCAGCCUUAUUACUGCUGGGUGGAUGAAAGUCCUGACUCUCCACCAGGACUCCUCUGAUACCAGCCUAGCAGACAGAGGGAGAGGUGCCUCAUGACCAUCUAAUGAAGUCUAGGCUCCAAAUGUAGUUUCUAUUGACAGGGAGGUAAACAUAUUAUCACCUGGCAGGGAUGAUGAUGACAGCCCCAGCUUCCUCCUCUAACAUCUGUCAUUGAAAUUGUUUUUCCCCUCUAGUUUCCCCUCUAGGUAAGAUGUCUUUCUCUGUUGCUUUUGAGGUAUUUUCUCUGUCUUUAGUUUCCAGCAUUUUAGUCAUUGUGUGUCUCAUGAUAAAUAAAAUGCUGGGACCUAAAGAACCCCCGGGGCAAGGUGGGGGUUUAGCAUAUGUCAUUAUACCUGCGCAAGUGUGAAACCCGAAGCCCCUCACUGGGAUUUUGCUAGCUUUUAUGUUGAUGCAGCCACAGCUUUUCUUCCACGGUGCUUGACCUGAGGAAACUGAUGAUCGUAUAUGUGUCUUGUCUUGCUAGACUGCCCCUUUGCUGAUCCUUUGCCUAGAGAGAGCAAGAUUGUAUUGGGGUUUGCUGGAUCUGUAGCCAUUGGUAUUUCUGGGUUGCCAUCUCCUUUGGCUCUACAUCUAGGAUGUAUGCCGGGGCAUGGAGGAAUCCUGGGAACUCAUCUCCUGGCUUUCUGUGGGUCUUGAGGAAACCAGAUGGCCUCCUAUCUUCUCUUUGCCCUUCAGUCUUCCUAUGUUUGUUGUAUGUACAAUGCCCAAGGUUUUUAGAUGUAAUGAGCAGGAAGAAUAGGGCAAAGUUCAUCUAUUCCACCUUCCCAGUGUAUGCCUGUGAUUUCCUUGUCUUGCCUUAUUGAUUUGGGUAGGAUUGUCAUGUGAAAUAUCAGUGGUGAGCGUGGUCUUCCUUGCUUAGUUCCCAGUCCUAGAGGGAAAGCAUGUGGUCUUUCACCAUGAGGUAAGAUGUUAACUGUGAAUUUUUUUGUAAGUUGUCUUUAUCGAGCUGACAAAGUCCUGUAUUCCUAUGUUUCUGAUAGUUGUAAAACAUUCUCUUUCUUCCCUUCUUUCUAUUUUUUCUUAUUUCUGUUUUUGUUGGUUUUGUUUUUUUGAGAUGGAGCCUCGCUUUGUCACCCAGGUUGGAGUGCAGUGGCGUGAUUUCGGUUCACUGCAAAUUCCACCUCCCAGGUCCAAGCAAUUCUCUGCUUCAGCCUCCUAGUAGCUGGGAUAACAGGCACCUGCCACCAUGCCCAGCUAAUUUUUGUAUUUUUAGUAGAGAUGGGGUUUUGCCAUGUUGACUAGGCUGGUCUCGAACUGUUGACCUCAGGUGAUCCACCCACCUUGGCCUCCCAAAGUUCUGGGAUUACAGGCAUGAGCCAAAGAGCCUGGCCUCCCUUCUUUAUUUCUAUCAUGAAUAGAUGUUGAAUUUGUCAAAUGAUUUUUCUUCAUUGACUGAUAAACAUUUUUGUGGUCUGAUUUUGGAGUUAGGGUAAUCAUAGCUUUACAGAAAUAGUCGAGAGGUGUUCCUUCAUCUUCUAUUUUCUGGAACAGAUUGUACAGAAUUGAUGUUAAUUCGGCUGGGCGUGGUGGCUCACACCUGUAAUCCCAGCACUUUGGGAGGCCAAGGCGGGCGGAUCACGAAGUCAGGGGAUCGAGACCAUCCUGACUAACACGGUGAAAACCCGUCUCUAUCAAAAAUACAAAAAAUCAGCCGGGCGUGGUGGUGGGCACCUGUAGUCCCAGUUACUCGGUAGGCUGAGGCAGGGGAAUGGCGUGAACCCGGAGGGCGGAGCUUGCAGUGAGCCAAGGUUGCACCACUGCACUCCAGCCUGGGAGACAGAGCAAGACUCCGCCUCAAAAAAAAAAAAAAGAAUUGAUGUUAAUUUUUCUUCAACCGUUUGGUAGAAUUCUCCAGUGAAACCAUCUGGACCUGGAGCUUUUCUUUCUGGAAAUUUUAAAAUUAGGAAUCCAAUUAUUUUCACAGUUACAGAGCUACUCAGAUGACCUGUUUUGCUUUAGGUAAGUUGUGGUAGUUGAUACUUACGACAAAUUUGUCCAAUUCAUCUGGGUUGUCAAAUAUAUGUGUGUACAGAAUUUUAAAUAGUUUUUCCCUUAUUAUUAUCCCUUUGAUAUCUGCAGUCUGUAAUGAGUGUAGUCCCUGUUUCAUCCUGAUGUUCAUAAGCUGACUUCUUUUUUUCUUUGUCAAGUUUAUUGAUCUUUUCAAAGAGACAGCUUUAUUUUCACUAGUUUCCCCUUUUGUUUUUUUCUGUUUUCAAUGCCAUUGAUUUCUGCUAUUAUCUGUAUUAUUUCCUUCCAUUUGCUUUAGGUUUUUUUUUUUUUUUUUUUUGUAGAUUCAGUCUCAUUCCCAUGGCGCAGGCCGGAGUGCAGUGGUGCGAUCUCAGCUCACUGCAACCUCCACCUCCCGGGUUCAAGCGAUUCUCCUUCCUCAGCCUCCAGAAUAGCUGGGAUUACAGGCGGGUGCUACCAUGCCCAGCUAAUUUUUUUGUAUUUUUAGUAGAGACGGGGUUUUGCCUUGUUGGCCAGGCUCGUUUCAAACUCCUCACCUCAGGUGAUCCACCCACCUUGGCCUCCCAAAGUGCUUGUAUUACCGGCGUGAGCCACCGUGCCUGGCCUGCUUUAGGUUUCUUUUACUUGCUUUUUUCUUGUUUCUUGAGGGGGGAGCUUAAGUGUAUUCAUUUGAGAUGUCCCCUCUUUUCUUUUAUCCCUUUUAAAAACUUUUGUAUAUAAUUAUUAUUGUAGGAAGUUAGGCUUGGGCCCGCAAACUAUGGAAGAACAGAAUAUACUAGGCCGCUGCUUUAAUAGCUGGUGCCUGCUUGUCGCCCACCGCCACUCCCCCACCUUAGCUGCCUUGUCCAAAUCAAAGAGUUUAGUCUAGAAUGGACAUUUACUAACCUGCAAAAUAGUUCACUACAUCUAUUCUUAUCAGCUUGCCUGACUGCCCAGGUCAUAAGUCAAAUACUUGAAAAGCCCCCGAGCUGACCAUGAUUGCAAUGCAUUAUAGGCUGCAACAAAAUACAGGGAGACAACCUUAAAAAAAAACAACAACAACCUAAAAGUCCCAACCCAAGAUCCAAUAGGCGACAUCCGGGAAUACUGUGACCCCAUAGUACUCAGCCUAUGAGGAACUGGGGGAGGCACUUCCACACUAGGGGAUAAAUUGCUUGUUGUAAGCCUACUGGGUGUGCCUGCCUACCAGACACCCGAUCUUGCAAGACUGUCAUUAAUAAUAAGUCGCACUUCUGCUGUUUUCCGGGUCUUGGAGUCCAUUCUUUGGGUUUGGAUGGGUGAGUUUAUUUCUCACGAUUAUUUCCAGGCAGGCCUUGCCCAGUGGGUGGCUCAUGCUUGUAAUCCCAGCACUUUGAGAGGGUAAGCCUGGUGGAUCACCUGAGGUCACGAGUUCGAGACCAGCCUGGCUAACAUGGUGAAGCCCCGUCUCUACUAAAAAUAUAAAAAUUAGCCGAGCGUGGUGGCGAGGGCCUGUGGUCCCAGCUACUCGGGAGGCUGAGACAGGAGAAUCACUUGAACCCAAGAGGCGGAGGUUGCAGUGAGCCGAGAUUGCAUCACUGCAUGCGACAGUGCAAGACUCCGUUUCAAAUAAUAAUAAUAAUAAUAAUAAUAAUAAUAAUAAUAAUAAUGGCACGACCUAAAGUUAUGCAAGCAUUUGCCUUAGAUAAAAUUUCAAGUUUUCAAAGUUGUUAGCUGGGUGGACGGCAUGGCUUUACUUCCUAUUUCUUGGUAUUUCCUAAUCUUGUUGAAGAAGUUUUUCUUUUUCUCAAAGGCUUAUUUCAGUGGAAGCCCAUCUGCAAAAUCUGUUAUUAAUUUAAAUUAGAAAAUCACUACAAGUCCCACUGACAUGUGGGUUAUUGUUUUUGCGAGUGACCUAAGGCCACCUCUCAGGGGAGCUGGGGGUUGCCUUCCCACGUCUGCGCGUCUGCACCGCAUGCCCGGGCCUGGAAGUCAGACUCGGGGGCGGUGCUGCAGCACCAGGCCUGCAGUCCUAAAUGCGGGGUCGCUCCGGGCCCCCGAGGGGGUGUGUCUUCUGCCCCUUUAACCUGGCAGGGGCGGUUCAAGUGGCCCAGGAAAUCAGCGAUUUGCAGGGUCAAGGGCUGGUGCUUUGAAAGAGAGGCGGAGGGGGGAGAGGGAUUUCCCGGUCUCUGCCGCACUCUGUCUAUCCGCUCGGUUACUCCUUUCCCUGGCCCGCGCAAACCCGCUGUGCGGCAGAGGCGGCCAUGUACCUUUAAGGCCCCGCUGCGCCUGCGCCUUGGGCUCUCCUGAAGCGCCGAGCGGGACCCUGAGGAGCCAGCUGGCGCAGGCUAUGGGCUGGGCGGCGGUUGAGACAGCGGCGGUAUUGGGAGGGGUAGGUUAGGGUCGCGAGGCUGCGUGAGCUUCUGAGUCAACGCGGUGCUUUUGGGAACGCGGGACGGGCGACCUGUGGCGCCAGGAGCGGGCCGAGGCACGGCGCACGGAUGCUGUCUGGAUGGGAAGUUACGGUUUACAGCGAAGUCCACCCAGCGUUUCCGAGGUGAAGGCGCCGCGCCAGGCCGGGCGGGCAGUGAGUCCGGGACCCGCGGGUACACAGCUGGGUCGAGCUGCGGCUGUCGCAAGUUUUGUUGCGAGCGACGGAGGGCGAGGCGGGGUGGGGGGUUGGGAGGGCGUGUGUUCCGGCCCCGCCGCUUAAGUUCCAUGCGUUCGAUUCCUCGCUUGCCGCUGCCGCCUGCAGCCCUCAUCUCUUGGGCGCUGGGGAAGAAACUCGCUGGCGGGUGUUCUGUGGCAUCCCAGGGGGUGGAGGGACGAGCAGCUUCGGGGGCACGUCCUCGUGUAUCCUGUGGAGGACCCUGACCCCGCACCCCACCCUCGAGGCCAGAAAUCGGUUGCCUCUGGGGACCUGAGAGGCGAGACCACUCGCGCCCCUGACUUGCAAAGUUGGGGUCUUUAUUGGCCUCCGGGAUUCUGCUCCUGGCGGUUUCUGCAGGCUGGUGAUGGGCAAGCCAGGUGUACCAAGUCCAGGAUGCACGUGGGAGCGUUUGUAGCCAUCACUGAAUCACCUCAUGACUAUCGGGGCAGGCCUCUAAUUCACCGCAGGAUUUCCGACAGGGCCUCACUCUGUUGCCCAGGCUAGAGUGCCGUGGCAGGAUCUCAGCUCACUGCAACCUCCACCUCCUGGCUCAAGCGAUCCUCCCACCUCAGCCUCCUGAGUAGCUGCGACUAUAGGAGUGUGCCACCAUGCCUGGCUUAAUUUUCGUAUUUUUUGUAGAGAUGGGGAUUCAACAUGUUUCCCAGGCAAUCUGAAAACAAAUCCUGUUUAGAUGCAGGUGAAGGUUCCUGGUGACCCAGGCUCUCACCUACCAUCCCUUACCGUCCUCCUGAGGGUGUCUGGAGCUUCAGUGCUGUGUGUUCUUGGCCUCCACGCUGGGGGUGCCACCAACUCCCACUGUCCAGGGCUUCCAGUGGACUCUCCGAGGUACUGAUGUAGAAACUUCCCCAUUCGGUGCACCAAGAGCAACCUCACACGGUGUGGGCCGAAUGAAGAGCUGCCAGAUCCCACAGAAAUGUGAUUGAUAACAGUAAAGCCACACUCCUCAAGUGCCUGAAAUACCCCUCAUUGUCUUCUUCAGGUGGCAAGGGCUCUGGAACAGCCACAUAAAGAAAUGAGGUAUAGGGGAGAGAAACACGUACUUGGAAAGAAUUGACCCAGCUGAAUUGGAAAAUGUGGGAAGGGGAUGGGGAAGAGGCUGCUCCACCUGAGAUCUGGCUCCAGGACUUACAGCAAGGGGAACUUGGGCAAGUUACAGACUCUCUAUGCCUCAGUUUCUUCAUCAGCAAAACAGAAUCAUCCCAUAAACUAUAAGGUCGAUGGUAUCAGCGGGUCCCCAAACUGACUGCACAUCUGAGUCAUGUUAACAAACACAUUCCAGGCCCCACCUGAGCCCUCUGAAUCAGAAUCCCUGCAAGGAGGACGAUGAACUUGAAUUUGCACUGACUUUCCCAGCUGUUUCUUACUCUGAUCAACUUGGGGGUAGGACCCAUUGAGCUGCAUCACGUCAUUCCAAAGCCAAAACACAACAGCAGGACAAGAAUAUUUUCAAGGCAGUCUCUAAAGCAGAGGAGAAACUGUUGAGGGAACCUAGAAGUAAAGGAGAUCUGGCUUGCUGGGCUCCAUUUGAACUUUGAGUACAACAGAGACAUGAGCCCUUCAGGACACAUGCCUGAGGUAGUGACAGUCCAACUUUGGAAGAGUGGAAGCCCUAGUUUCAAAUUCAAGCAUGCUUUGAGUAGAAAUUAAGUUUACCUCUUUUUGCACAGCAACAUGGCCAAUCUUUCCUAAGCUGCUCAGCUUACAAGAAAAGGAAUCAUACUGCUAAGAAUUCAAACUUCAGCAGUCAUAGGGAGCCUUGGGAGGACCCCGAAUCGCUGAUGGAAUUGGGCAGUGCAUGGAGAUGGCUCAGCAGGACGAGGUCCCUGGCCCCACCUCUUCUGCCACAAACGUCAGCAUGGUGGUAUCAGCCGGCCCUUUGUCCAGCGAGAAGGCAGAGAUGAACAUUCUAGAAAUCAACGAGAAAUUGCGCCCCCAGCUGGCAGAGAAGAAACAGCAGUUCAGAAGCCUCCAAGAGAAAUGUUUUGUAACUCAACUGGCCGGCUUCCUGGCCAACGGACAGAAGAAAUACAAAUAUGAAGAGUGCGAAGACCUCAUAAAAUCUAUGCUGAGGAAUGAGCGACGACAGUUCAAGGAGGAGAAGCUUGCGGAGCAGCUCAAGCAAGCUGAGGAGCUCAGGCAAUAUAAAGUCCUGGUUCACUCUCAGGAACGAGAGCUGACCCAGUUAAAGGAGAAGUUACGGGAAGGGAGAGAUGCCUCCCGCUCAUUGAAUGAGCAUCUCCAGGCCCUCCUCACUCCGGAUGAGCCGGACAAGUCCCAGGGGCAGGACCUCCAAGAACAGCUGGCUGAGGGGUGUAGACUGGCCCAGCAACUUGUCCAAAAGCUCAGCCCAGAAAAUGACGAAGAUGAGGAUGAAGAUGUUCAAGUUGAGGAGGCUGAGAAGGUGCAGAAAUCAUCUCCCCCCAGGGAGGUGCAGAAGGCUGAAGAGAGCAAAGUCCCUGAGGACUCACUGGAGGAAUGUGCCAUCACUUGUUCAAAUAGCCACGGCCCUUGUGACUCCAACCAGCCUCACAAGAACAUCAAAAUCACAUUUGAGGAAGACGAAGUCAACUCAACUCUGGUUGUAGACAGAGAAUCCUCUCAUGAUGAAUGUCAGGAUGCUCUAAACAUUCUCCCAGUCCCUGGCCCCACCUCUUCUGCCACAAACGUCAGCAUGGUGGUAUCAGCCGGCCCUUUGUCCAGCGAGAAGGCAGAGAUGAACAUUCUAGAAAUCAAUGAGAAAUUGCGCCCCCAGCUGGCAGAGAAGAAACAGCAGUUCAGAAGCCUCCAAGAGAAAUGUUUUGUAACUCAACUGGCCGGCUGCCUGGCCAACGGACAGAAGAAAUACAAAUACGAAGAGUGCGAAGACCUCAUAAAAUCUAUGCUGAGGAAUGAGCGACGACAGUUCAAGGAGGAGAAGCUUGCGGAGCAGCUCAAGCAAGCUGAGGAGCUCAGGCAAUAUAAAGUCCUGGUUCACUCUCAGGAACGAGAGCUGACCCAGUUAAAGGAGAAGUUACGGGAAGGGAGAGAUGCCUCCCGCUCAUUGAAUGAGCAUCUCCAGGCCCUCCUCACUCCGGAUGAGCCGGACAAGUCCCAGGGGCAGGACCUCCAAGAACAGCUGGCUGAGGGGUGUAGACUGGCACAGCAACUUGUCCAAAAGCUCAGCCCAGAAAAUGACAACGAUGACGAUGAAGAUGUUCAAGUUGAGGUGGCUGAGAAAGUGCAGGAAUCGUCUGCCCCCAGGGAGAUGCAGAAGGCUGAAGAAAAGGAAGUCCCUGAGGACUCACUGGAGGAAUGUGCCAUCACUUGUUCAAAUAGCCAUGGCCCUUUUGACUCCAACCAGCCACAUAGGAAAACCAAAAUCACAUUUGAGGAAGACAAAGUCGACUCAACUCUCAUUGGCUCAUCCUCUCAUGUUGAAUGGGAGGAUGCUGUACACAUUAUUCCAGAAAAUGAAAGUGAUGAUGAGGAAGAGGAAGAAAAAAGGCCAGUGUCUCCCAGGAAUCUGCAGGAGUCUGAAGAGGAGGAAGUCCCCCAGGAGGCCUGGGAUGAAGGUUAUUCGACUCUCUCAAUUCCUCCUGAAAUGUUGGCCCCGUACCAGUCUUACAGCAGCACAUUUCACUCAUUAGAGGAACAGCAAGUCUGCAUGGCUGUUGACAUAGGCAGACAUCGGUGGGAUCAAGUGAAAAAGGACGACCAAGAGGCAACAGGUCCCAGGCUCAGCAGGGAGCUGCUGGAUGAGAAAGGGCCUGAAGUCUUGCAGGACUCACUGGAUAGAUGUUAUUCAACUCCUUCAGGUUGUCUUGAACUGACUGACUCAUGCCAGCCCUACAGAAGUGCCUUUUACGUAUUGGAGCAACAGCGUGUUGGCUUGGCUGUUGACAUGGAUGAAAUUGAAAAGUACCAAGAAGUGGAAGAAGACCAAGACCCAUCAUGCCCCAGGCUCAGCAGGGAGCUGCUGGAUGAGAAAGGGCCUGAAGUCUUGCAGGACUCACUGGAUAGAUGUUAUUCGACUCCUUCAGGUUAUCUUGAACUGCCUGACUUAGGCCAGCCCUACAGCAGUGCUGUUUACUCAUUGGAGGAACAGUACCUUGGCUUGGCUCUUGACGUGGACAGAAUUAAAAAGGACCAAGAAGAGGAAGAAGACCAAGGCCCACCAUGCCCCAGGCUCAGCAGGGAGCUGCUGGAGGUAGUAGAGCCUGAAGUCUUGCAGGACUCACUGGAUAGAUGUUAUUCAACUCCUUCCAGUUGUCUUGAACAGCCUGACUCCUGCCAGCCCUAUGGAAGUUCCUUUUAUGCAUUGGAGGAAAAACAUAUUGGCUUUUCUCUUGACGUGGGAGAAAUUGAAAAGAAGGGGAAGGGGAAGAAAAGAAGGGGAAGAAGAUCAAAGAAGAAAAGAAGAAGGGGAAGUAAAGAAGGGGAAGAAGAUCAAAACCCACCAUGCCCCAGGCUCAACGGCGUGCUGAUGGAAGUGCAAGAGCCUGAAGUCUUACAGGACUCACUGGAUAGAUGUUAUUCGACUCCGUCAAUGUACUUUGAACUACCUGACUCAUUCCAGCCCUACAGCAGUGUGUUUUACUCAUUUGAGGAACAGCACAUCAGCUUCGCCCUUUACGUGGACAAUAGGUUUUUUACUUUGACGGUGACAAGUCUCCACCUGGUGUUCCAGAUGGAAGUCAUAUUCCCACAAUAAGCAGCCCUUACUAAGCCGAGAGAUGUCAUUCCUGCAGGCAGGACCUAUAGGCACGUGAAGAUUUGAAUGAAAGUACAGUUCCAUUUGGAAGCCCAGACAUAGGAUGGGUCAGUGGGCAUGGCUCUAUGCCUAUUCUCAAACCAUGCCAUUGGCAACCUGUGCUCAGUCUGAAGACAAUGGACCCAAAUUAGGUGUGACACUUUCACAUAACUGUGCAGCACAUGCCGGGAGUGAUCAGUCAGACAUUUUAAUUUGAACCACGUAUCUCUGGGUAGCUACAAAAUUCCUCAGGGAUUUCAUUUUGCAGGCAUGUCUCUGAGCUUCUAUACCUGCUCAAGGUCAGUGUCAUCUUUGUGUUUAGCUCAUCCAAAGGUGUUACCCUGGUUUCAAUGAACCUAACCUCAUUCUUUGUGUCUUCAGUGUUGGCUUGUUUUAGCUGAUCCAUCUGUAACACAGGAGGGAUCCUUGGCUGAGGAUUGUAUUUCAGAACCACAACUGCUCUUGACAAUUGUUAACCCGCUAGGCUCCUUUGGUUAGAGAAGUCACCGUCUUUCAGCCUCCAAUUGGUGUCAGUACUUAGGAAGACCACAGCUAGAUGGACAAACAGCAUCGGGAGGCCUUAGCCCUGCUCCUCUCCAUUCCAUCCUGUAGAGAACAGGAGUCAGGAGCCGCUGGCAGGAGACAGCAUGUCACCCAGGACUCUGCCGGUGCAGAAUAUGAACAAUGCCAUGUUCUUGCAGAAAACGCUUAGCCUGAGUUUCAUAGGAGGUAAUCACCAGACAACUGCAGAAUGUAGAACACUGAGCAGGACAACUGACCUGUCUCCUUCACAUAGUCCAUAUCACCACAAAUCACACAACAAAAAGGAGAAGAGAUAUUUUGGGUUCAAAAAAAGUAAAAAGAUAAUGUAGCUGCAUUUCUUUAGUUAUUUUGAACCCCAAAUAUUUCCUCAUCUUUUUGUUGUUGUCAUGGAUGGUGGUGACAUGGACUUGUUUAUAGAGGACAGGUCAGCUGUCUGGCUCAAUGAUCUACAUUCUGAAGUUGUCUGAAAAUGUCUUCAUGAUUAAAUUCAGCCUAAACGUUUUGCCGGGAACACUGCAGAGACAAUGCUGUGAGUUUCCAACCUCAGCCCAUCUGCGGGCAGAGAAGGUCUAGUUUGUCCAUCACCAUUAUGAUAUCAGGACUGGUUACUUGGUUAAGGAGGGGUCUAGGAGAUCUGUCCCUUUUAGAGACACCUUACUUACAAUGAAGUACUUGGGAAAGUGGUUUUCAAGAGUAUAAAUAUCCUGUAUUCUAAUGAUCAUCCUCUAAACAUUUUAUCAUUUAUUAAUCCUCCCUGCCUGUGUCUAUUAUUAUAUUCAUAUCUCUACACUGCAAAUUUUGGGUCUCAAUUUUUACUGUGCCUUUGUUUUUACUAGUGUCUGCUGUUGCAAAAGGAAGAAAACAUUCUCUGCCUGAGUUUUAAUUUUUGUCCAAAGUUAAUUUUAAUCUAUACAAUUAAAACCUUUUGCCUAUCA
Molecule: messenger RNA, 13576 nt
Organism: Gorilla gorilla gorilla (western lowland gorilla)
Lineage: Eukaryota; Metazoa; Chordata; Mammalia; Primates; Hominidae
Product: neuroblastoma breakpoint family member 15
Exons: 26
Coding region: 9165-12059 (964 amino acids)
Source: RefSeq, a predicted model, not a curated record